UUUUGCAACACUAUUUCUGGUUUGUUUUGAUUGAAUUACCUGAUAUAUUAAUUUUAGCUGUUAAACCAUGCUUAAAGCCGGAAAAAUUGGUCUUGGGAUCAGCAGAUCAUAUACAGCAAAGGCCAAGCGGGUAGUUCUGGCCCAGGAUAAGUCAAAAAUCAAGGAAUACACCCCGAAAACCACGGACAGCCAUGAGAACCGCGUUUACGUUUGGGGAUUCCAGGAAACUGGAGCUCUGGGCCUCCAAACCAAUGUGAAGAAAGCCAAGGAACGCUACACGGAGAUGGUUCAUCAUCCCACUAGGUUGCAAUUCUCCAACAAUAAUGAUAUUACGGAUGUGGCGGCAGGUUACGGGUUCACAGCCUACGCCGUAAAAAGAGACGACGGGGAGACACUUUUUGGCAGCGGCCUAAACACGGAUUCCCAACUGGGUUUCCAAGUCAAGGGUAAUCCGAAGGAUCCAGCCAAUCUGGAUGUGAUCAUCUAUCCCACAGCCAUAAAACUACCCAGAGUGCAAGGAGAAUCGGAUGAAGAUAUGCAGGUGAAGAGCAUGUCAGCGGGAAGAGCUCAUCUGGUGAUCCUGACCAGAAACGGAACCAUCUUCACAUUGGGCAACAACUCCUAUGGGCAGUGUGGUCGCUCUAUCAUCGAGGAGGAGCGUUACAGCAAGAGUGCCCUAAUCCACAGAAUUCCGCAGGAAGAUAUAUGCGGCAAGGAUGAUGAAAUAGUCCAGGUAGAAUGCGGACAGGAUCACAGCAUGUUCCUGACCAAAACCGGUCGGGUUCACACCUGCGGUUGGGGUGCAGAUGGUCAGACUGGCCAGGGAAAUUACCACACAGCCGGGCAGAUAACCCUCAUAGGCGGCGACAUAGAAAAGGAGAAAAUUGUGCGACUAAGCUGCUCAUCGGAUUGCGUUUUGGCCCUGAACGAAGCAGGCGAUGCCUUCGGAUGGGGCAACUCGGAGUAUGGACAGCUGGAUGACUCUGAACAUGCGCAGACCCAAAUAAAUGUACCCAGAGCUCUCAAGCUAACCAAAUCCAUUGGCAAGAUCAAGGAUGUGGCUGCAGGCGGAUCCUUUUGCAUGGCCCUCAAUGAUCAGGGUUUGGUUUACACCUGGGGCUUUGGCAUCCUCGGUUUUGGAUCUUUUGUGGAGCAAACUUCCAAGCCACAGCAUCUCUUGCCGCCGCUCUUUGGAAGGAAUGACUUUAGCAACGCGACUUCGGUGGUUUCCAUUGGAUGCGGAGUCUUUCACAUGGGCGCUGUCAACUCGGAUGGAGAUCUCUUCAUGUGGGGAAAGAAUAGAUUCGGUCAUCUGGGCUUGGGACACAAAAAGGAUCAGUUCUUCCCCUUCAAGGCGGCCAUCAAUGGUAAAGUUACCAAAGUUGCCUACGGAGUGGAUCACACUAUUGCUCUCUGCAAGGCCUACUUCUAGAUUUAACCGUGAAAUUGUUAUUGUUAAUAGUAUCUGUUUAAAAUAAUAAUAAUAAUUUAAGUUUAAAUAUAUGCUAGUCGAAAGAAACAUGUUUUUGUUAGUAUUCUAAUGAAGGAGAAACAUGUUAAGCCCGCCAAUAAAAAGAAAACGGCUAAAGAUCACAAA
Molecule: messenger RNA, 1597 nt
Organism: Drosophila elegans
Lineage: Eukaryota; Metazoa; Arthropoda; Insecta; Diptera; Drosophilidae
Product: RCC1-like G exchanging factor-like protein
Exons: 1
Coding region: 68-1432 (454 amino acids)
Source: RefSeq, a predicted model, not a curated record